Molecule: messenger RNA, 2525 nt
Organism: Cucurbita moschata (crookneck pumpkin)
Lineage: Eukaryota; Viridiplantae; Streptophyta; Magnoliopsida; Cucurbitales; Cucurbitaceae
Exons: 9
Coding region: 533-2281 (582 amino acids)
Source: RefSeq, a predicted model, not a curated record
GUAUAAAUAAAUAUUGGAUGAAUAUUCAACCACUGGAUCACCUCCGGUUCAUAUCAAGCGAAUUUAAACUGAAUGCAAAAUCUUCAUUAAUUUGGUUUGGGUGAUCCCAGAUUAUUCUCGAUUUCAAAAACCUAGAUCCAUUCCCUCUUCUCUGUUUCUAAUCUUUCCCGGAAAACAAUUCAUCGUUUGUUAGCAAGCAAAAUCGCCUUAUAUAUAGGGGAUUUAUACUCGUUUCCAUUGGAGAUUGAGAUAUAGAUUCAAUCCUGCAGCCAAUCCUGCUGCCAAUCCUGCUGCCAACUCAGUUUCUUUUGUAUUGGCGUUGUGAAAUCUGAACUGCAUUUGGUUCUUAUAGAGAGUUCCAAUUGGCAAACGAAAAUUUGGAGAAGCCGAAGAGUUUCGGCUUGAUUUUGUGAGGUGGGUUUUGAAAUCUUAGAGGUUUGAAGCAAAUUUGAGACGUUUCCUUGGUGGUUUUUGUGUGGGUGAGUGAUUAGCAGGGGGUUAUGAGAAGAGCACAUGUUAAUUUGGAGGAACAAUGACUGGAGGGUCAUUGGGACUUCGCUCAGCGAGUUACGGGGCAUUGGAUAAACAGUUGAUUAACGUAGUUUCGCCGAUCCAAACAACACGAAAGCCUUCCAAAAUGAUGAAGGAGAAGGAGAAGGAUUAUUUGUUUCCUUGGAUCUGCAAGUUCGUCGGUAGAAAGAAGGUUGGGAUGCUGCUUCUCUGUAUUGUUUCUGCUGCAGUUUUCCUCUGGGUACUCUACGUUGGCAAAGGUGAGGAUUCUCAAGGACAACAUAUCCAGCACGUCAGUAUUAACAAUAGCAUAGUUAUGAGUUUCAGGGAACAUUCAGCUGAAGAACUUAUGGAUAAUAAUAGUUAUUCUUUGGCAAAGGGGAGAGAGACAUCUUCAUUGGCAUCACCUCCUCCUCCUCCUCCGCCACCGCCACCGCCACCGCCUUCCCUUCCUCCACCAGCACUUUUCCUGGGUUAUACUCUUCCACCAGGACACCCAUGUAAUUAUUUUACUCUGCCUCCCCCACCUGCAGAUAAAAAGAGAACUGGCCCAAGGCCAUGUCCUGUAUGUUACCUUCCCGUGGAAGAAGCUGUUGCCUUGAUGCCAAACGCCUCAUCGUAUUCACCUGUUAAAAAUUUGGAAUAUAUUUAUGAGGAGAAUUUAAGAAGAGAAACAGAGUUUGGAGGUUCGGACUUUGGUGGAUAUCCUACUUUGGCCCAGAGGACAGAUUCUUUUGAUGUAAGGGAGUCAAUGAGGCUGCACUGUGGGUUCGUCGGAGGAGUCAAACCUGGUCGAAACACAGGUUUUGAUAUCAAUGAUGAUGACCUUCAUGAUAUGGAGCAGUGUCGUGGUGUGGUUGUUGCAUCUGCAAUAUUUGGAAAUUUUGAUGUCGUAAAUCAGCCAAAGAACAUUAGUGAAUAUGCCCGGGGCACCGUUUGUUUCUUCAUGUUUAUUGAUGAAGAGACAGAAACAGCAUUAAAGGAAACUGGUAUCCUAGAAAGCAGCAAGAAAAUUGGAUUGUGGAGAAUCGUUGUGGUUCAUAAUUUACCUUACAAAGAUGCAAGACGUACUGGAAAAAUUCCAAAACUUCUGAUGCACAGAAUGUUUCCUAACGCUCGAUAUUCUCUUUGGAUCGACGGUAAACUUGAGCUUGUUGUGGACCCAUAUCAAAUUCUUGAAAGGUUCUUGUGGAGAAAAAACUCUACAUUUGCAAUUUCUAGACAUUACAGACGCUUUGACGUGUUUCGGGAAGCUGAUGCAAAUAAAGCUGCUGGAAAGUAUGAUAAUGCUUCCAUUGACUUUCAGGUUGACUUUUAUGUAAAGGAAGGUUUGACUCCUUAUUCCGAAGCCAAGCUUCCGAUUACGAGUGAUGUUCCAGAGGGUUGUGUGAUAGUUAGAGAACAUGUACCUAUUAGCAAUUUGUUCAGCUGCCUAUGGUUCAACGAAGUCGACCGUUUUACGUCGAGAGAUCAAAUUAGUUUUUCUACUGUGAGGGACAAAAUAAUGGCGAAAACAAAUUGGACUGUCAAUAUGUUCUUGGACUGUGAAAGACGGAAUUUCGUGGUUCAGAAAUAUCAUAGAGACUUGCUUCAACAAAGGGCUUCUCCGGUGUCCACGGCGGUCCAUCCACCACCACUUCCACCUUCUCUACCAUCGGAACGAGCAUCGAGCUUACAGAGGAAGGCUUCCUCAAGGCAAAGUCGAGAGAGGAGGUCGAGGCGUCAUCGGAAAGUGAGUGCAGGUAGUACAAAGGGGAAUGAUUUGGGUUGAAGUUUUGUUGAGAAGAGAUACUCUUUUUAUGGUUCUUCUUUUUCUAAAACCCCUUUUAAAAUAUAUAGAUACAACACUGGGGCUAGGCAGGCAGUGCUCUAAUUCUAUUUCUACGUAGUGUUUUCAUUCUCUCAUUCUUUUUUUGUUUUGGACUUCUCAUUCAUUUUUCAUUGUAUAUAGGGCAGACACCAUACACUAUAUGUAAUCAUAAUAUAGUUUUUAUGUGUUGCUGCCAAAUUCCCUA